AUGUUUAAAAAACCUUUCACAGUCAAGAAAAAUACAAAUCAACGGAAUUCCGAUUCCCGAAAACUUUUCAACAGGUUGAAAGAAGAAGUCAAUGCAGAAUCUAAGAUUGACAAAAAAGGGCAGGUUGCACAAGUAAAACUAACGACCUUCGAUGGAACCCAAAUGAAUGUAUACACAAUUGACAAAGUUCCGAUGCUGUUCGAUUUCAGUGAAACUGGAAACAUCUAUCCGACCAUCUUUUACCUGUGGAACAACCCGAAAACGUUUCCGGUACUUGUAUGUCAUUACCCAGUACUGGAGUACCUGGAAAACGGAGCUGAUCUAAUGCUACCCGGAGUGAUUCGUUCCUCAACAUUUGAAUUUCCAACUUUCCGAAAAGGAGCUCCCGUUGCAAUCGCCUUCCAUUGCACAGAGACAGGAACCGUUUCAGGGCCGUCUGCUAUCGGAUGCUCCCUAAUGUCUUCAGAUGAAAUGAUUGCAUGUGGAUUCAAAGGAAAAGGUGUUCAAGUUCUUCAUGUUUUCCGGGAUGAAUUAUGGAGCUUUGGACCAAAAGGAUUUCCACCAAAUAUUUCUGUAGCGGCAUGGAAUGACUAUGGAAAUGAAACUGAGGAAGACGAAGAUGAAGAGGAAUACGAAGGAGAUGGACUAGGCAAACCACUCAUGACUGAAGUGAAAGAAGUGGGAAAAGAAGAACCGAUUCAAGAAGAACCCAUGGAAAAUCUAUUGACAAGGUGCUUCCUGGCUGGCCUGAGGCAUAGAUUCACAAAAAAUUUGUUGCCAAUGGACGUUGGCCAAUUCUAUGUUCAAUGUGUGUUAUCCUGUGUUCCUGAUGGUCGAAAGCUUGACAUGAAGAAAACUCGUUUCAAGAAGUUUGCCACAUUUCUCGAAGAAAUCAAUGAGUUAGGAGACGAUUGGAUUAUUAAAAUCACACCGAACAAACAGAAAAAGGGAGUGGAUCUUGUGACGGAUAUCAAUUACUCGAAUAAUUUGUUCCGCGAUUUUGAAGUAUCCGAUGAGCAAGUUGUCGACAAAGCACCAGCUGAGAAGAAGCCGUUCGAAGCUCCUACUAUUGCGGAGCAUUUUUCUAUCACUGAACCAGUACUACGAUUAUUCCCUGGAUUUUCUAAAGGAGAUUUGUUGACAGUGAAGCAGAUCAAGGAGCUGAUCACCAAAUAUGUCAAUGAUAACAAACUAGCAGCUGGAAAGUCAGUCCGCCUGGAUCCCAUUCUCUCUUCGAUCUCUCGAAUUCAAUCGGAAACUGCUCACUGGGCUGAUCUGAUGAAGGCACUUCAUGCUAAGAUGACUCCCACGUGGCACAUUCGUUGGGUGGAUGGAAGAGAAAUAGUUCGUAAAAUCAGUCCGCCAAAGGUUGAGUUCAAAAUCGAAAAUAGAGCUGGAAAUAAGAAAGUUACACUGAUAAACGGACUAGCAAUGUUUGGGAUUGACAUUCGAACAAUUUGUCAGCAGAUUCAGACUGGUGUAGCUACAAGUGUAACCAGCCAAUGGGAGGUGCCAGGAGUCGAAGGACCACAAGUUCUUGUGCAGGGAAAUCAGAUUCAUUUUCUUAGUGAUCUACUGAUAAACUCUUAUGGAAUCGAUAAAAAAUUCAUCAAAGGAAUGGAGCUCGCAGUUAAAAAGAAGAAGUGA
This is a messenger RNA of Caenorhabditis briggsae, 1647 nucleotides long. Bases 1 to 1647 code for a protein of 548 amino acids. The record is from RefSeq and is a predicted model, not a curated record. Gene Ontology annotation, biological process: translational initiation; formation of translation preinitiation complex. Lineage: Eukaryota; Metazoa; Nematoda; Chromadorea; Rhabditida; Rhabditidae. Gene Ontology annotation, molecular function: translation initiation factor activity. The transcript has 5 exons.